This is a messenger RNA of Trypanosoma theileri, 3951 nucleotides long. RefSeq names its product putative ATP-dependent DEAD/H RNA helicase. The record is from RefSeq and is a predicted model, not a curated record. Lineage: Eukaryota; Euglenozoa; Kinetoplastea; Trypanosomatida; Trypanosomatidae. Gene Ontology annotation, molecular function: RNA binding; ATP binding. Bases 1 to 3951 code for a protein of 1316 amino acids. Gene Ontology annotation, cellular component: nucleus; intracellular anatomical structure. The transcript has a single exon.
AUGCCUUCUAGAACAUCACGCCCUAGGAGAGGAAGACCAGAGGAAUCCAGAGGUGCUUUUCCUGCUCCGUCUUCUGAUGGGGCUAAUUUCUAUGGUUCACAACAUCAGAUGAUGCCUCCGUUUCUUGCGGUCUCGAAUGGUUUUAAUCAACCUGUUUUUAUGAUGCCCACGGCUAAUCAAAUGCCUUUUCAAGGUACGUAUCAACAGAAUUUUCAGGUAUCUGCUCCUAAUAAUCGACAAACUCAUGGAUCUAGAAAUAAUAAUAAUAAUAAUAAUAAUAAUAAUAAUAAUAAUCGUAAUAAUCGUAAUAAUAAUAAUAAUAAUAAUAAUAAUAAUAAUAAUAAUAAUAAUCGUAAUAAUAAUAAUAAUAAUAAUAAUAAUAAUAAUAAUAAUAAUAAUAAUAAUAAUAAUAAUAAUAAUAAUGGUAAUAGGAGUAAUUACUCAUCAAGUAUGGCACGACGUAUAAAUAAUAAUGAAAGAGUAUCAUAUCAACAAUUUCACGAUCCAUGCUCUAUACCAUAUACAAAUGCGACAGAGUAUACUGCUACUAAUACUAAUAAUACUAAUAAUAAUAAUAAUAAUAAUGGAGAAAUUGCUUGGACAAAGAAAACCGUCUAUGCUAUGAUAAAAGCUUUUGUAGAUGACCCAAAUACUAAUGAAAUGACAUUUCCUUCAACUUUGAGUGCUGCCGAUCGUCUUUUGGUGCAUCAAGCUGCGAUAAAUUUUAAUCUCUAUCAUCGUUCUUCUGGGAGUGGAUCCGAUCGUGUAUUGACAUUAAGGAAAAUUGGAAGUAUUACUGAACAAGAAAAACAGCAAGAAAUAGCAGCUCAUGGUGGAAUUAGGAUGAAAACUAUUGAUGGAUAUCAAGGGGCUCAGAGACUUCCUGAUGAUUAUGUUCUAUCAAAAGUAAAGGAAAUCAGAUUCCUGGUGGAACCUUUACUAAAAAAAAUGUACAGGAAUUUAAAGGCAACUGCCUGCAAAGGAUUACGAAAUCGUGAAAUAUUAGCUAUACAACCUGGGCUAAGUAAAAUUCCAGAAGGAACUAUCCCUCUUAACAGAUUUCAGGAAUUACAAGCAUUUCGACAUUCAUUACCUUCAUAUAAAAGAAAAGAUGAAAUCAUUGCAGCUGUGAAGGAAAAUGAUGUUGUUAUUGUAAGUGGUGAUACCGGAUGUGGUAAGACUACACAAAUACCUCAAAUAUUGUAUGAUGCAAACAUAUUUCCUAAAGAUCAAGAGAUAAUAUGUACACAACCUCGAAGAAUUAGUGCACUUUCCGUUGCACAACGUGUUGCGGAAGAGCGUGGUGAAUUAUGUGGUAAUAGCUGUGGUUAUAUUAUUCGCUUUGAUAAUAUAACAAGUUCAAAAAGUAAAAUUGUUUAUAUGACAACUGGUAUUUUGCUACGUCGUCUACAUGCUGACCCAGAAUUAAAUGGGGUUUCGUGUAUUAUUGUUGAUGAAGUUCAUGAAAGAGAUGUGGAAACAGAUUUUUGCUUACUAUUGCUACGUGACAGACUAUUAGAUCAACAGAGAAGAAAACAAGGAGGUAAACAUAAUGUUAAAGUAGUUGUAAUGUCUGCAACUGUACAGAUUGAAAAAGUGACAUCUUAUUUUUCCUAUACUAAUACUCAGAAAACACCUCCAGUUAUUAGUAUUCCUGGAACCUUAUUUCCGGUAGAAGUACAUUUUUUAGAAGAUGCUUUAAAAUGGGUGAAUAUGCCAUAUUCCGCUGUUCCUGCUAUGUCAAUGUUAACUAGCAGUUCUAAAGAAAAAAAUGAAACAAAUACUACAGAUAAUCAGAAUAAGCAGAAUAUAUUUGAAAAAAUUAAAGAUACAGCUUUUGAUGAAGUAAAUCGUGAUCCAGAAGCUUUAGUACCUUAUGAACUUAUAUUUAAAUUAAUUGCGUAUAUUCAUGGACGUUCCCGUGAUUUAUCAGAAAGUGUAUUAGUUUUUCUUCCCGGAUGGGCAUCUAUAGCUCGAAUAACAACUAUGAUUCAGAGAUCACCUAUUGCGAAAGAAUUGUCUGUAUUACAGCUUCACUCAAGUUUAACUGCGGCAGAACAACAACGAGUUUUUAAUCGUCCUCCUAAGCGUUAUCGCAAAGUGGUACUUUCAACAAAUAUAGCAGAAGCGAGUGUAACUAUUGAUGAUAUUGUUUAUGUUAUUGAUAGUUGUUUAACAAAAGGUACAUCUUAUGAUCCCAUAGGAAAUACUUCAGCUUUAAAGGCGACAUAUAUUAGUAAGGCUAAUGGACUUCAACGUCGUGGUAGAGCUGGUCGAUGUAGAGCUGGUUUAUGUAUUCAUCUUCUUCCACGUUCAGCAUACGAAUCUUUACCAGAUUUUCUACUUCCUGAAAUAGUUAGAACACCUUUAGAGGAAGUAUGUUUACAAAUAAAAGCCUUAAAGCCAGACGAAGAAUGUGCAAAAGUUUUGAGUCGUGCUCUAGAUGCUCCACCAGAAGAUUCAACAGAACAUGCCGUAAGAUUUUUAAAAGAUAUAAGUGCUUUUACAUUUGAAAAUGAACGUUUAACAAGUCUAGGUAGAGCACUUUCAAGACUUCCAAUUCACCCUUUGUUGGGUAAAAUGUUACUUGCAGCAGUUUGUUUGGGAGUUUUAGAACCAGUAGCAACAAUAGCAGGAUAUCUAUCUGGAAAAUCACCUUUUAUUAGACCAUUACCACAUCAGAAAACAGGUUUACGGCAAACAAUUCAAAAUUUUGAUAAUGGUCUUUUGUCUGAUCAUCUUUGUGUUGUAAAACUCUUUGAUGAAUGGAAAAAAUCCGGAUGUAGUCCAGAUUAUGCUAUGCAACAUUUUGCAGAUCAAACCAUUUUGCGCUCGAUGGAUCGCAUUCGAAAACAACUUUUACGUCUUGUAAUGGAUUCUUCUUUUCUGCGAAGAGUUAAGGAUCCGAUACGAAUGGCUUCUCGACACUCAAACAACUUUGGAUUAAUUCGUCUAGCUGCUCUUUGGUCUUUUUAUCCUCAUAUUGCAUCAAUAGAGUAUCGAUCUACACGUAAUAAAAAGAGAGCAGAAUUUCUUUGUUGGGAUAACAAAUUAGCAAAGCUUUCUAUGGGUUCUGCUUUAAUGAUGCAAAAUAAGGACGAUUUUAAAGAUAGAGCGUUUGUUUUUUAUCAUGAGCGCAUGCAACUCGAGGCAGAAUUAACACUAUUUGAUACCACCGCAGUGACUCCAAUUGAGACUGCCUUGUGCCUUCGUGAACUUACACUUGGUCCAAUGGCAGAAAUUCCUGCAGAAUUUCUCAGAGACGAAGAAAGCAAAAUGGGCCCUGCAUUUCCGUUUUCGUUAGAAGCGAACGAACGUAUUGAAGACAUGGCGGCGCUUUUUUUUGAUAGUGGUAAAAAAGUGUACUUAACAUCUUUCCCUGUGGCUUUGGCUGUGCGUGAUGUACGUGAUUGUAUGGAUUAUUAUCUGGCUUUAUCUGUUAAUGAGGUGCGUGCAGAUCUAUUUCCAGAGGAACUCACAAGGGCUCUUGCUUACACUAUAGGGUAUCCUAUUGAAGCAAGUGUAGCUGCUGCUGAUGAUGAUAAAAACCAUGAGCGUAUUACAUACACUUCUGAAAUUUCAGAACAACCAGAUUUGGAGAUGAUGAAAAAUCAUGAAAAUUUCUAUUUGAGUGAUGAUUCUGCAAAUGAAGAAGAAGUACCUGAAAUGAUUUUAGGGGACCUGGAGGACUUUCAGUUAACUGACGAAGAAAUUAAACGGGUAACUGCUGAACUUGGGGAGUUGGCAUUGUUUAACCGUUAUAAUGGCGGGCGUCUACUCCAGGCGUUUCAAAAGGGUGAAGAGCUUCGUCAGAAUGACGUUAACAUAGAGCAGACUGUAGAAGAGAAUCCCGAGAAGGAAGAAGAGGAAGAGGAAGAGGAAGAAGAUGAUGAUGAUGACGUUAUUGUUGCACAAGCAGGUGAAUUGGUAUUAGAUGAUGAUAAUUACUAG